AAUUAAUAAAGUAAACAAUAUAUAUUAUUUUGAGUAGAACCAGCAUCUGCAUAAUUAUUAACAGAGAUCGAUUGAUCGUAGCUAUGACUGUAAAGAGAGUGAGAGAUGAAUUAUUAGAUGGAUCAGAAGUGGAAGCAUUGGCGAUGGCUAAUUGCUUGAUGUUGCUUUCCCAAGUCGGUGAAAAAGCUCUCUCCGGUGGACGUGUUUUCACUUGUAAGACCUGCAAUCGUCAGUUUCCGACAUUCCAAGCCCUGGGCGGCCAUCGCGCAAGCCACAAGAGGCCAAAGCUAACACUAGUCGACGGUGGUGCCGGUGAUAACAGUACUAUUGUUGCGAUGGGUAAGCCCAAAAUGCAUGCCUGUUCUAUAUGUGGCGAUCAGUUUCCUAUCGGUCAGGCUCUCGGCGGCCAUAUGAGGCGACACCGGACGGCCUCACCCCCUACUACUACCACUAUUACUACUACUACUAAAGAAGACAAGAAGACUGGGCCUCCUUCAGAGGAGGAGAAGAAAAGGGUACUUCUACGAGUGGAUUUGAACUUAACUCCUUUUGAGAAUUGUUUGAAAUUUGGCAACUCUAUUGUAGUAGGAAUUGUUUAACUAAUGAUCAUCACUUUUAAUUAUUCAUUCUUAAUUCCAUUGAUCUAUUAUCAUA
Impatiens glandulifera is the source of this 654-nucleotide messenger RNA. Its product is annotated as zinc finger protein ZAT12-like. The coding region runs from base 84 to 599 and encodes 171 amino acids. Lineage: Eukaryota; Viridiplantae; Streptophyta; Magnoliopsida; Ericales; Balsaminaceae. The transcript has a single exon. The record is from RefSeq and is a predicted model, not a curated record.